AUGGGUAAUACCAGCACGAAAGAGAGCCGUCCCGGGCAGCCCGGCGCACCCGGCGAUCACGGCCAAUCGUCGUCGUCAUCGCAGCAGCCAAACGCCUCGCGCGCGCACGGACACAGCUCGAGUUCCAGACCGCGUGGCCGCUCCGGCCGCAACAACGAUCUUGGCAGCCUGCUCGGCAUCUCUGCACAAGGGUCCGGCACCCAGCCCCCAGAACGCCGGGAAACAAGGCAGGAACGGGAGGCCCGGCGGCUGGAACGGGAUCGCCAAGCCCGGAUCGCCGAGCGCGAGCGCAGCAUGCGAGAGGAGCACGUCGACGGCGGUUAUCUCGUGACGCUUGGCACCUACGUCGGCCCUGAAGACUUUAGCAAGCCCACCGUGCGCAUGCUACAGGACUUCUCGCCCACGUGGACGGAAUACCAAAUCGCUGCCGCGGCACGGGGCCUAGAUGUCCCGCCUCCCGACCAACCGCCUCCGGAAUCCUUCUUCUCCCGCCCUCCCACGUCCGCCGGCGCCACGCCUGGUUCGCCGCCCAAAUCUGCUACCGGACAUACACUGGCCGUUCCUCAACCCGGCCCGACCGCCUCGUCUUCCCAACUCAGCGCACCUGGCACCGCCGCCACCGCCGCCACCACACCACCGUCAGGCGCCAUUCCGACCGGUUCCCUCGCCGGCACCUCCUCCCCCGCCGUCGUUAUCCCACCACCCUCCACCACUGGCGGCGCAACCACGCCUCGCGGUGGGUCCAGCUCACCGUUUAAGCCGCGUGCAAAGGCCAUCGCCGCCGCUCUUAGUAUUUCGUCGCGCAACGGCUCCUCUACCGAUAUCGCCCCCCGCGAGAUUAUGCUCCCCCACGACCCCUAUGUUAACGGCCAACCCAUCGAGGUGUUUUUGUACAAGGACGCCGACGAGUGCCCCAUCUGCUUCCUGUCCUACCCCCCUUACCUCAACCACACCCGUUGCUGUGACCAGGCCAUUUGCAGCGAGUGCUUUGUGCAGAUAAAGCGUGCCGACCCCCACUAUCCCGAAAACCAUGGUGACAGCAACAACGGCGGCGGCGGCGAAAAUGCAAAUGCCGACGGAGAGGAUUCCCAGGCCGGCAAACUCGUGUCCGAACCUGCAUGCUGCCCCUACUGCCAGCAACCCGAAUUCGGCGUCACCUAUGACCCCCCACCCUUCCGCCGUGGUCUCGUCCAUGCAUCCAGCUCCAUGACGUUGGGUAUUGGCGCCAUGGGCGCCGCCAUGUCGUCCAACAGCUCCAUCAACUCCGGUCCCUCCCCCACCGCUCUCCUGUCACCCAACACCGGAUCGCCCCCCACCGGCACCGGCGCUGCGACGCCCGUGUCGAGACGCCGCGCUCAGUCCCUGUCAGCCAACGCCCCCAACGUCAUCACCACCGACCGUGUCCGGCCCGACUGGUCGACCAAACUUGCGAGCCAAUCCGCCCACAUCGCCCGCCGCGCAGCUGCGGCCACGGCCCUCCACACGGCUGCUUUUAUAAUGGGUGGCAACCAGGACAACCGGUCUUUCCGCGUCAGCCGCUUCAGUAGACGCAACACAUCGUCCAACAACAUCGCCGGUGAUGCUAGCCCCGUUCCGAGCGGCGGCGAUGCUGCGGCCGAUGGGGGCGGUGCCAGCGGCGGCGGUGGUGGUCCUGAGGGUGCACGGUCGAGCUCCAUGGCCAACGCCAGCGGGUCUGCACGGCGCACACGGAUGGAAGAUCUCGAGGAGCUCAUGUUUAGAGAAGCGCUGCGCCAGUCCCUAGCCACCGAAGAAGAGCGUCGCCGUAAGGAGGAGAAGGAGGAGCGGAAAGAGGCUAAGCGUCGCGAAAAGGAAGAGCGCAAGGCCGCCAAGGCCAUGGCCAAGCGUACAGGCAACAGCAGCAGCCUCUACGCCACCGGCACGGAUAGCGGCCAGAGCUCGGCGAGCGCGAGCACCCUGAGCCUGUCUGCGCUCAACAUCGGCAACCGUCGGCGUGGCAACAGUGGCGCGUCCAAUCUCCGCGUCGAAGCCAGUGUCGCCAACGCCAUGACGGCUGGCGGCAGCGGCAGUGGCAGCGGCAACGGCAGUGGAGCUGUCAACGCCAACUCCAACCAAAACACGGCAGCGUCGGUCAGCCCGGCCAGCAGUGGCGGCACGAGCCCGGUUGUCAGCAACCCCCCCUCAGGUCCGGCCAGCCCAACGCAGGAUCGCGGCACCAUUGCUCAGGACAAUGGUUCUACCGGCAAAGGCAAGGCCGUUGAUCGUGGUGUGGGAGAUGCCGAAGCCAACGCUGACACCGCCGCCCCAACGGCCACCUCGUCGUCGUCAUCUACCGGUGCGGCGCCUCGUCCCAUUCCCUCUGCGCAAUACCCGUCUGCCGGCCCUUCCCACCUACGCCAAAUGAGCAGCGCUUCCUCCGUUUCCUCGUCCCUCCCCGACUCGGCCGGUGGCAGUUUUCCCAACGCCCUUCACCUGCAGGAUCCCCGUGCGAGCGGACUGAGUUUGGGCAGCCGCAGCAACGCCAGCGAAGACGGCGACCAUCGCGACCACCGCGACCACGACCACGACCACGACGACCCCAGCGCGAGCCCCGAGUCCCUUUUCAACUUUGGCAGCCUUGCGGCCGUUGUUGGUGUGCAGCUGGAAGGCAAGAAUGCUGGUCGGCGCUUGUCUGUCAUCGACCGGGAGGCACAGGGCCAACUCACCACGGACGCGACCGACGUCCCCGCGAGCUCAUCACCACCGAAAGAGUCGGAACUGAAUGGCCGUGUUGAGCACGCCGAGCAUGCACCCAACACGACGAGUGCCGACAAAGGCAAGGACCACUCCGACGCCUACGCCACCCUCAAGCAGCCCACCCCCCUAUCUACAUCCACCGGUGACUUCAAGCAGCCGCCCGAAGUCAUGGUCACCCCCGGCACGCCGGCACCCGCGGACGAUUUACCACUAGAAUAG
Molecule: messenger RNA, 2934 nt
Organism: Sporothrix brasiliensis 5110
Lineage: Eukaryota; Fungi; Ascomycota; Sordariomycetes; Ophiostomatales; Ophiostomataceae
Product: c2h2 type zinc finger domain containing protein
Exons: 2
Coding region: 1-2934 (977 amino acids)
Cellular component (GO): cytoplasm
Source: RefSeq, a predicted model, not a curated record